AUUACUAAUUCAAUAUGAGCUUAAGACUGUGUUUAAGACCAAUAGGUUGUUUCAUGAUAAGAUAAAAAUCUACUAUCAAGUAAAUCACACUCUUACCUACUCGAAGAUAAGUUACAUCUGCUAGUGGUAUUAUAUUGUUGUUUGGAUUUUAUUGCAAAAUACUAUUGUAUAGUAAUCACAUUUCCUUUAUUCGUAUACUGUCAUGCCGGUAACGCCCUAUUAAACUGUAAGAAUUAGUCAUUUCACGGAAUGUGCGAUAUAAAUAUUAUUUGAAUCUAGAAAGUGAAGGGUUGUGAAACGUAUUUGACUCUUGUUUUAUAAAAUGGAUAGCAAGGGAAGAAAAAUUAUUGUCUGUGAUAAUGGAACCGGGUUCGUCAAAUGUGGAUAUGCAGGAGCAAAUUUUCCUGCUCAUAUAUUUCCUUCGAUAGUUGGACGUCCAAUUAUAAGGGCCGUUAACAAAAUAGGAGACAUCGACGUGAAGGAUGUGCUUAACAUGCCUGACUUAAUGGUCGGAGAUGAAGCGAGUAAACUUCGUUCUAUGUUAGAAAUUAGUUAUCCCAUGCAAAAUGGAAUUGUUAGAAAUUGGGAGGAUAUGUGUCAUGUUUGGGAUUAUACAUUUGGAAAAGAAAAAAUGAAUAUUAAUCCUAAAGAAUGUAAAAUUUUGCUAACUGAACCGCCAAUGAAUCCUAUCACAAAUAGAGAGAAAAUGAUUGAGGUGAUGUUUGAAAAAUAUGGAUUCGCUGGAACAUAUAUUGCGAUACAAGCUGUGCUUACACUAUAUGCUCAAGGAUUAAUUAGUGGGGUUGUGGUAGACUCCGGGGACGGAGUAACACAUAUUUGUCCAGUAUUUGAGGAAUAUGCUUUGCCUCAUUUGACGCGUCGAUUAGACAUUGCUGGUCGUGACAUUACUAUGUAUUUAAUAAAAUUACUUUUAUUACGCGGAUAUGCCUUCAACCAUUCUGCUGACUUUGAAACGGUCAGAAUGCUUAAAGAGAAAUUAUGUUAUAUUGGAUAUAAUAUUGAAACUGAAGAAAAACUAGCUCGCGAAACUACUGUCUUAGUGGAAUCUUAUACACUUCCAGAUGGUCGAGUGAUAAAAGUAGGUGGUGAAAGAUUUUCAGCACCAGAAGCAUUGUUUCAACCUCGUUUAAUAAACGUUGAAGCUCAGGGAAUCGCUGAGCUAGUAUUUAGUACAAUUCAAGCAGCCGAUAUCGAUAUCAGAAGCGAAUUGUACAAACAUAUUGUUCUUAGCGGUGGAAGUACGAUGUACCCAGGACUUCCAUCUAGACUUGAACGAGAGAUCAAGCAACUUUAUUUGCAGAAAGUUCUCAAGAAUGAUACAUCCAAACUUAACAAAUUUAAAAUCAAAAUCGAGGACUCACCUCGACGCAAAGAUAUGGUGUUUAUGGGUGGUGCUGUAUUAGCUGAAAUAACGAAGGAUCGAGAUUCCGUAUGGAUAACUAAAGAAGAAUACGAAGAGAAAGGUCUUAGUGUAUUAAAGAAAUUAGGAUCCUAUGAAUCUUAAGGACAUGUUAUUUUAGUGCAAGGUGCAACAGGAAACAAAAGUUAAAUUUCUUCAGACUAAAAGUGAUGCGGUCGCCAUUGAAAUAUAGUCAAGUUGUUUUACAAACUACAAAUUACUUGAAUGAUAAUAUAAGACAGACAGACAAAAUGCUUGAGUUUGCUGUAAGGGCUAUGUCAUGCCAAAUAGAAUAUUUAUUUUGGUUAUGCAGAUUAGUGCAAUUAAUAGAGCUAUAUAAUCAACCUGUAAGAUCUCUUCAAAUGGGAUAGUGAAGAACUAAAUGAAUUUUUAUUUUAAGUACAAUUAAUAAUCGGAUGGAUCAUUAAAAAAUAUAGAAAAUUUUUUACUUGGAAUUACAUAAUUAUUUUAUACUGUACAAACAAUUUGAACACAAUUCAUAAUCUCUGGAGCUUUUCUUUUAUAUGCAUUCCACAAAACGAAUUUUGUAAAUAUAACUUUUAUAAAUAUCAUCUUUUUUUUUUCAUUUAGUCAAAUUUUACAUUUAUUAUCGAAGCCAUAUAGCUGCUUCUCUGCCAAAAUAAUAAAUAAGAAAGACGACAGUUUCCUAUAGAUCCUAACUUCGGUAAAAUAAACUUGAUAAUCGGUGCAAUGGCUGAAAUUGUUAUUAAGGAAAAAACAUUGAUUGAUUUACUUCUAUUUCUAUAGACAUACAUCAUAGUAAUUUAUUCAUAGGUUGAAAAUAAAAAAACUUAGAUAAAUUAAUUAAAUAAGCGAUUUAUAUUGUAUAAUAUAAAAAAAAAAGAAAAAAAAAUAUAAAACUACAAUUAAGUAAUAGUUUAUAUAAAACCUUAUGCAUUUAAUAAUUUAAUUACUCUAAGGUAUUAAAUAUUUUAUGAAAUUAUAGAAGAGGGGGAGGGAAGAACAUUUUUUAAGUUUUUUUUCUUAAGUUUUCUCACAUUUUACAAAAGACACGAAUUGUCAAAAAAUUGUCUACAUUGUUCUUGUAAAAAGUAGAUUUAUGGAUAAGGAAGGAUAUUUCAGUGUUCAUUUCAUUUUUAUUGUUACUUAAAUAAAUAUUAAGUAGAAUUAAAUGUAUUUCUUCUAAAAAGUCUUCCACGAUAAUUUCGAGAUCUUAGAAAUUAAUUGUUUGCAAAGAAGACACACAUAAUCUUUACAGAUAUAUUUUGUUGUUGUCCUCUUAAUAUGAUAGUUGAAAUGAAACAUAUACAAGGUUAAAUUGAUUUUGAAUUCCUUUAUACAUAGCUUUUAAUACAAUGGCAACAUAAAAUAAUUCCAAAUUAUGAUUAAUCUACAACAGUCUUUAUUAUGCGUUACGCCAUAUAUGCGGGGGGAACCUUUAUAUUAUGUAUCUAUGUACACCAUUUUUAUGUAUAAAUAAAAAUAACAGUUUAAUUUGUAUUA
Molecule: messenger RNA, 2905 nt
Organism: Polistes canadensis
Lineage: Eukaryota; Metazoa; Arthropoda; Insecta; Hymenoptera; Vespidae
Gene: Arp2
Product: actin-related protein 2
Exons: 8
Coding region: 323-1525 (400 amino acids)
Biological process (GO): Arp2/3 complex-mediated actin nucleation
Cellular component (GO): Arp2/3 protein complex; actin cortical patch
Molecular function (GO): actin filament binding
Source: RefSeq, a predicted model, not a curated record